AUGAACAAAACUCACCCCCAGAGCAAUGGUGAUGUAGCUACUUUUGAUUCAACGAAGUCCUUCUCUGAAGAAAGAGACUGCUGCCGGCCACGCAGCGCCCGCAUGAGCUGCACGGGGAGACGCAUCUGCAUCUCUGCCGUGGCACUGCUCGUCCUUGCUGCAGCUGUGGGCUUGGCGGUGGCGCUGGGGCUCCUGCUACGGGCACCAGUGAACCGCUUCUGUGCAGCUUCCAAUAACCGGACAGGCUUCUUGUGCGACGACAGAGCAACCUGCAUCCCAGCCAGCCAGGUCUGUGACAGUGUCAGCAACUGCAGGGAUGGAGAGGAUGAGCAGGAGAAACUCUGUGGUGACUUGCCCCGCAGCCUUCCGGGAUACCUGGUUUUCCACUGCAGUAACCCCGCGUCCUGGGUCUAUGCCGAUCAGAGGUGUAACGGGAUGAACGACUGCGGAGACUGCUCCGAUGAGAUGGGGAGCUUGGCCGCCUGCCCCCCGUGCGGGUCGGAAUGGUGGAGCUGCAGCCCUGUGCUCUACGAGUACUGCUCCUGCGUCCCCAGGAGGCUGUGCCGGGAUGGCACCCAGCACUGCCUCGCCUGGUCCGAUGAGUAUUUCUGCAGACCGUGA
Cariama cristata (Red-legged seriema) is the source of this 621-nucleotide messenger RNA. RefSeq names its product low density lipoprotein receptor class A domain containing 1 (gene LDLRAD1). The transcript has 6 exons. Gene Ontology annotation, molecular function: protein binding. The coding region runs from base 1 to 621 and encodes 206 amino acids. Lineage: Eukaryota; Metazoa; Chordata; Aves; Cariamiformes; Cariamidae. The record is from RefSeq and is a predicted model, not a curated record.